AUGGGCAACCCAAACUUAAAAAGAUUUACAUACAUAUUUUUAAUUUCAAAAAAUUAUUUUCUCAAUUUUUCUAUUAGUUCUGGUGAUGUUCACCCACCCUCAACAUCCUUCGGCGGUAAUAAACCGCCAGGUACUCAGGUUGGGAAUAUAGAAGAGAGAAGAGGAUCUCAAAGAGAAAAAGUUAUUUUUGAAGUAUUUCAUAAUGGACAACCUGCUGAUGCUGUUGUUGUUGGUAGUAGAAUAACUUUAGCUUUUACACCUUAUUUUGCUAUUCCACCUUCUCAUAUGUCAAUUUCUGGUUGUCAGGUUGAGCCAAUCGGAUCCCUUUAUGAUUGGGAAAAGGAGCCUCUGGCUAUUGUUAAAGAUGGUUGUCAGGCUGAUCAUGUUGGGCUUGUUUGUCCUCCACAAAAGACAGACUACGGUAUUCGGGUUACUGUAGAAGCUUUUCGUUAUCAGACAACCUGUCCAUCAGUAGAAGGCUGUCCAGGGGAUGAUAUUGUUUCUAGAACACUUGGCUCGUUUGGAGGCCGUAAACGCUCUAAACGUUUUAACGAAAAUGGGAAGAAAGGGAAAAAUAUUUCUCGUCGAGAUACAGUUCAUUGGUUGGCUGGAAGUCAACGACAAAGAGACCAACCAUUUAAAAUGUCUAGUGCUCUUCAACAACAACUAAUUUUACUUGGUGGAGAUUCUUUAGUUAGGAGAAGGUUAAUUGUUGUCAAUUCAGAUGAUGAAUUGAGGUAUUAUACACGGACUGGGGAAAUACCUUUAAUUCGUUCUGGGUUUUAUUAA
Molecule: messenger RNA, 789 nt
Organism: Meloidogyne enterolobii
Lineage: Eukaryota; Metazoa; Nematoda; Chromadorea; Rhabditida; Meloidogynidae
Source: the annotation of a GenBank genome assembly